ACGGCAGGAGAAUUUUUUUUUUUCAUGUCAAAUUUAUCGUCAUUUUCUCAUCCCAGUCAUAUGGAUUCAGUUAUGCUGCAGACUGUACGUAAGUGACUUGGGCGGCAUGGGGCUCUACAUGGCUUGUGAACUGAUUUUCCUGUUUCUUGUCUGCGUAACUAGUAAAUAUGCUCUUGCUGUUUUACAGUUCACCCAAGCCCCAUCCAAUCAGGCCGUCCUCUUGAACCAGGCCCUCUGGUGGCACUGCAUUGCCAGGGCCAGCAUCGGCAGUCAGGAGCCAGCCUACACCUGGGUGAGGGGCGGUCAAACGGUGCUCGGUGGCGAUGAUGGCUUAGCUGUGUUCUCUAACGGUACCCUGUACAUUGAGACGGUGACCCAGGAGGUGCUAGGGAACUAUCAGUGCUGGGUGCAGAGUGGAGUGCAGAGGAUUGAGAGUGAUGUGGUGACGUUGGCUUUGGCAAGUCUUGGUGUAAGCUUCCAAACAAGCCCAACUAGUGUCAUUCAAAACCUAGGCUCCGCCCUCACACUCCAGUGCUCCAUAGCCAGUGUUCCCAUGGCAACUAUCACCUGGCAACUCAGUGGAGAUGACAUCUCCAUGACAACAGAUAUCACAACAUCAGAAACGGGCAGAGUUACAACGAGCACGCUAGAAGUCAAAGAGCUGGAACAUCAGCAUGGAGGAAGCUACCGUUGCCUAGCAACCAAUCGGCUUCUGAUUGGUCUAACGAGGUUCAGCCAGUUGGGAGAAGUGACUCUGAUUGGUCGACCAGGCUUCUUUGUUACACCUGAGCCCAUAACAGUCAUCUUGGGAGGGACUGCAACCUUUCUUUGUGAGGCAAACGGUAGCCCUGCAUCCACAGUGGAUUGGCUCAAUCCACGAGACAAUAUCAUUACAACCGGCGGUCGGUUAACAUCUACUUCCACCCUCCUGACCAUCACCAACACCCAGGAGACCGACGGUGGUUACUACACCUGCAGAGCUACCAACGCCUGGGGCGAGAACACUGCAUCAGCUCUGCUAACAGUCACAGACCCUAUGGAGCAGAUCAUCUUUACGGCUACUCCAACUGACCAGUCGGUGGUGGUGGGGGGUAGGGUGACGUUCCCAUGCGGUGCUUCAGGGAGCCCUACACCAGCCAUUGAGUGGAGGAAGGAGGUUGGUGAUCUACCGACGAAUCGGAUCCAGGAGCCGGCUGCUGGUUGGUUGAGGAUAACGGGUAUAGAGGUCCCAGACAGUGGGUUUUACGUCUGUACGGCAAGCAACUCAAUUACUACAGUCUCUACAAGAGUCCAUCUUAUAGUCCAGGUGGCACCAAGUUUUACCAAACUACCGGAAGAUACCACUUUGGAGACGGGGGGUUCAGCUUUAUUAGACUGUGAGGCUGAUGGUAUGCCCACCCCUGCUAUAACAUGGAACACUCCAUUACCUGAACUAGGAGUGCUGGGAGUGUCCAGUGGUCUACAGUUUGGAGUAGAAGUCUUGUCUAACAGCUCUCUAGUGAUUCCUGAUGUUGAGAAUCGUCACGCAGGGACUUUCGUCUGUUCUGCAGCCAACACGGUAUCAUCUAGAUCAACGUCAGCAACACUCACAGUCAGGAGUUCUCCUGUCAUCACGUCCUCCCCGGCUGACCAGACGGCCAUAGAAGGCGAACUCGCUCGCUUUGAAUGCCGAGCGGCCGCCACGCCCACACCGGUCAUCACAUGGCUAUUCAACGGUCAGCUCCUACUGACCGAUCUCAAGUUUGAGGUCCUAGGCAAUGGUGAUCUAAGGAUUAACAACGUGGAAGAGCCACAGGAGGGGGUGUAUACAUGCAGCGCAGGAAACGAGCUUGGUGUCAGAAACGUGUCAGCGUACCUGACUGUGCAUGUUCCUCCCCAGUUCAUCGUCCAUCCCGUUGACCUUACUGUUGAUCCUGGGUCAAAGGUCACAUUAGACUGUGAGGCUUCAGGAGAUCCCAUACCAUCAAUUCAGUGGCAAAAGGAUGGCAGCCUUCUGGUUCUCGAAACCAAUAUUGAGGUUCUGAGUAACUCCAGCAUUGUAAUAGAUGGUUUACUGGAGACCAAUACGGGGGAAUAUACUUGCAUCGCUACUAACGCAGCCGGGAUCAACCAAGUCACUGCAACACUCUCCACUCCAGAUGUCCCUAAAUUCGCGUCUGUCCCUUCUAACACCACCGGCAACGAGACACACCCAGUCAGCAUCAUCUGUCAGGCCGACGCCCGUGAGACACCUGUCAUCUCCUGGUACUUGAGUGAUGCGGACGGUAACCAAGGCAACCGCAUCGGUCUGGGCAUCAAUCCUCCUGCGACGAGAGCCUCACUAAGCUUCGUGUCGGUGGACGGUGACCUCGAGUUCACCCAAGUCACGCAGAGAGAUGAAGGAUGGUAUCUAUGCGUAGCAGAGAACAGCGCUGGUAGCGUCAGCGGGGUGGCAUAUCUCUCAGUCAAUGUCCCUCCUCAGAUAACCAGCACUAACACCCCUGUGAGUGCAAUGGAAGAGUCUCCCUUUGCCCUACUGAGUUGUGAGAUCGAAGGUCAACCUACCCCUGACCUGACCUGGCUCCAACCUAGUGGGGAGCCUGUUCCCAUGAUCGCUACACAGUACAGCAGCAGCAUACAGGAUAACACUGCCUUCUUGGUGGUGUACAGCCCUAAUGUGUCAGAGCACGAUGGUGACUUUGUGUGCGUCCUAUCUAACUUCCUGGGCAGUGUGAAUGCAAGCGUUCAAGUGUCUGUACAAGGUGUCCCUGUGCUCACCAAUGCAGAGGCCUUCCCAUCCGGCCCUACCAGCGUCACCCUCCGAUGUAACACCAAGGGAUCCCCUGCCCCUACCACCACCUGGCAGAGGGGGACCACGCCCCUCCCGCACACCUCAGUGACCGGUCAUUCAGUAUCCCCCGGUGGGUCAUUGGUCAUCACUGGCCAGAGUGUAGGGAUGGACGAUGUCUACUCCUGUACAGCUUCCAACCCCUAUGGCUCUCUGACAGCAACACUACAAGCUCCAGGCCAGGUAGCUACACCCACCAUCUCUGACAUCACAUCUACCAGUCUUCGUCUCACCUGGGCCACUCCCACUCCUACCAGUGACCUGCCAAUUACAACAUACACUGUCCAAUACCAGGCUGAGUUCAGUGAUGAAUAUUCAUUAGCAGGAGAGACUGGUGACCCUUUUUACACAGUUGAAGGUCUGCAGCCUUUCACAGGGUACCAAUACAGAGUGCAAGCAGUGAAUGGACUGGGAGCGGGGUCGUUCAGUCCAGCGACCAGUCUUGUUUAUACAUCAUCAGGAGCUCCAAGCAGGCCUCAGGGUGUUGCUGUAACAGCAGUAGGGAACCUCCUCACAGUGACGUGGUCAGCGCCCUCUAUGCUGAACGGAAACCCAGAUGAUAUUAUGUAUGAGAUCCUCUCUUAUCCUGCUGAGGACGAAUCAGCUGUCACCACGGUUACCGUAUCCCACUAUGCCAAUCAACUCAACACCCUCGUCGAUAACCUGGAGUAUGUUACGGACUAUGAGGUCAAAGUUCGUGCAGGCAACGUUGCCGUAAGAGAAUGGAGUCGUUAUGUGACUGUUCAGGUUACAACAGGCUUUCAAGCACCAGCAUCAGCUGUAGAAGACUUCAGUGCCACAGCAAAUAGCUCGUCUUCAAUCUGGCUUACUUGGGAGCCCACAAACGAUGAGACCUUUGAGGCAUAUCUCAUCUCGUUUCGCAUCCUCAACUCAUCGGACAUGUCACCUGAUGUGGCCCUCUCUGCCCAGGAGGCGUCGUCCUAUCUCAUCGUUGGUCUCCCUAGCAACACACCCCAUGGAGUACGCAUGGCGUAUCAGAAUGCAGGAGGGCUCAGUCCAUUCACGCAAGAGUUGGUUGUGACUACGCUAUUGGAUGACCCAACUGUUGGACGAGUCCAAGGCGGAAACAUAGGUGGCGGUAUAAUUGCGGCCAUCGUGUGCGGUAUCUUAGCUGUCCUUCUCGUCCUCGUUCUACUCACGUUUGGUCUUCUGUACUGGAAGAGAAAGAACGAUGAUUGGUCGGGACAGAGUCACUUCAACGGGGAUUCACUCUGGAUUAAUAGACGAUUUUCGUACGGUGAUUCCAUUUCCGUUGCUUCCACUGUGGAUGACAGCGGUGGCUCGCAGAAAGGCGUCUACGACCUCUCCAUGGUCAACGAGAACUUCUCGCCGGACGAGACCGGGCUGUCGUCCGACUCUGCAUACGAUCUGGGCGGGGCACGGGGAGGAGGUCAGAGGGGAGACUCCCUGGAGGUGUCGCCAAGGUCAGAUGCGUCCGACCUCGGUGAAGAGAAGAAGAAGAAAAGGAGAAGAUGGAAAGGCCUGUCUGAUGUCAUCUAUAAAAACCCUGAUAAUCCUGGCGUAGUGCUGGUCAGUCAGGCGAUGAUUGGAGAUGCAUACCCUCCUCCAGUACCAGUCAACAAAGAUGAAGUCCUUUCAGAAGAUGAGGGGGAACACAGCGAACCAAGACCCUUGAGUCUCGCAGUGGACCCUCCUCCACUCAGUCCAGACUCUACAUUUGAUAUGUCAGGAGGAGCUGAGGAAAACAUUUAUGUUGAGGUCGGAGAAGCCCCCGCCGAGGUUGCUAACAACUCAAAUCCCCAUAGCAACGGAGACGACUCUAGGGGCAUGUCUCCCCAGUUCCCGGUCUUCCCAAAUGCAGACGACAGCAUCAAGCUCUCAGACGACCUGCACGUCGAUCGCAAACUGAUGAGGAGGAUGGAGAGGAAAGCGGAGAGAGAACAGGAGAAGAAGGCUAGAAAGAAGGAGAGGGAAGAGGAGAGGGCGAGACAGAGAGAGAUGGAGAGAGAGGAGAUGGAAAGGGAAAGGAUGUUUGGAGGGAGGAAGAUGUCUGGUGGACUUGGAAAGAUUUUUAAGAAGAAGAAAUCAGAUGAAAUCCCUUACCCUGAGACGAACUUUGGUGUAGCGACGGAGCGACAGGUCGAAAAUGCUGGAAUGUUUUAGACAUAUGACAGUAAUGUUUUAAUAGUUUGUUGAUCUAAAAUAUAAUGCUUUUUCCUCACAAUGUUACCUCCCUGUUUUCAAUACCAAUUUAGGAAGGAUUGUGAACUUCACCUUUUACAAGCGUUUACUACAGUGGGUUCUACAUUAUUCACAUGAGACAAGAUCACAAUGCUUAUUCUGUCUAAUUUUUCAUUAGCCACCUGGUUCACAAAGUCGUAAUUGUUUAUGUGGGCUAACAGGAAUAAUAGAUGAUCAAUUGCAUUUGGAGAACAAUUACUCAUUCAGUCGCUGUUUAGUAUUUUCCUACUUCUUUUCAACAUAACAGUAUAGCUGAAAAAUAAAGUAAACACUCAUACUCUGUGUCACUCAUUAGUGCAUGUAUCAUUGUAUAGAGUUUCUUGUGACAUGGUGUAAGGAUCUCAACUUUAUUUCGAGCAGUACUGCAUUAUAAUAAAUUGCCAAAUUUAGGAUUAAAUAUUUUUGCUUUAAAGGGAAUGUUUCAUGGCAAAUACUGGUUAAUGCCAUCUACGUCUUCUUUUGGACAACUGCACAUAAACAAAUGGACUUGAUUAACUGGGUCAGCGUGCGCAGUAGCGUUCGCACAACAGACCCAAGUUCUCCUCACGCUCCGGUUUCGCGUAUGUUGCACGCACGUGAAAGCUGCGGUCGCGUCGUCCGUAGUCAUUAUACCUGAUUGGCCCCAGGUAGAGCCACGAGAAAGACACAGUCUUUUCAUGACACACUCCCUUUAAUAUUACCAAAGAAUUUGUUUGAUAUUUGAGUGUAGGGAAUUCCCUGUUACCUAUUGGUGCUUGACUCAUUCAAUAUGACAUGUUACUUAUUAGUAUAUUACUCAACUCUCAAAAUUUUAAGAGCAGUAUGAAGAACGUUAAUGUUGUGCGACUGUGUAGGAUAUAGAUGAAGAUCAUGCUUAGUCGAAUUGUCACUGUACCAACUGCAUGUUCAUAGUGUAAAUUUGUAUGCAUUUGUACAUUACAUAUCAUCUCAAAUUAUCACAGUAUUAUAUAUGGCUAUCUGUGAUACUGAUACACCUUGGGGAAGUUUCACAAAGAUCCUAACUUGAACUUAUCUCUAAGUUAGACUUAACCAUUAUGGAAAGCCGUCAGCAUCUAUGAUAUAUUUUGUAAAAGUUUUUUUGA
Messenger RNA from Strongylocentrotus purpuratus (purple sea urchin), 6132 nucleotides. RefSeq names its product roundabout homolog 3. NCBI's taxonomy places the organism in Eukaryota, Metazoa, Echinodermata, Echinoidea, Camarodonta, Strongylocentrotidae. The transcript has 24 exons. Gene Ontology annotation, molecular function: protein binding. The record is from RefSeq and is a predicted model, not a curated record. The coding region runs from base 107 to 4972 and encodes 1621 amino acids. Gene Ontology annotation, biological process: cell-cell adhesion.